AUGUCGCUGAGUGACCUGGCCACCAAAGGCCUGUGUGGUCUGUGUAAGGAGGUGUCUCUAUCCGUGCUGCCCAGACUGUACAUGGAGGAGAUCAUGUUAGAGCUCGGGCGUCGGAACAUCGACGUACGCGGGGAGGGCGUCAGCAAGGACGACCUUGUCACCAUCCUGUACGAGCUUAUGACCUUAGAGUACCGUGAAAUCGACAAGAUGCACGGCGUCGAAGAAACGGAAACGGUCGCGACGGAAGAAGAUUCACUCACCAUCCUUCCGCAACAAGAAGGCGAACAAACGAUCCAACUUGAGACUGAGAGUGCUGUCCCGUCAACUUCUUCAACCAGCCAGGAAAUUCACGUGGAAAGUGCCGAGUCAGCAGACCCGCUAAACGCCUCGAUCGCGCAGCAACAAGCAGAGGAGAGCAUGCACGAGGUUCACACUACACUCGUCGACACCAACGGAAGCUGCACUUUCAGGUACAUCACUACAACCACGGAGGGUGGGAACAACGAGAGCACGGCCGCGAACGAAACCAACAUUUCCCCACUGGAAGAAAUCAUGGACACAAGCACAGAUUUGGUCCCAACCACAGACCUUACCGCAGCUCAACUCUCUACGCCUUCCUCCACUGAGCCUUCAGCGAGCCAGGCGGUAGCUUGUACUCCCACAGAAAGGGGACUAGCGGAGAAUGAAGUCAGGUACGUUGCAGUGCGGCCUUCCACCAUCUUCAGCGUGGCGUCUGCGGGACAGCAGCAGGUUGCUACGACGACAGUUCCCGUGGUUACCGUGGUGGUACCGAGGAUGGGACAGAACCCAGCUAGGGGGAUGCUGGAAGGAGAAGGGAUGGAGGGAGAUGAUGAUGAUGACUGUAGCAAUGAGGACGUCUCACAGGAAGACAAGGAGGCAGCACAGGACCUGGUGUACUUGUCUAUACCAGCCAACGAGGAAUCCCCAUCGCAGGUAUUAGUGAAGGAAGAACACCAGGCCUCGGCUUCACCGUUGGAAGAAACGACGCCCAAGAAGAUCCCCGUCCGGGACCGUAAGACGAAACGAUACCCGUGUCCUCACUGCGCGGAGGUGUACUACAUGAAACACCACAUGGACGUGCAUGUGAGACGCAAACACACCGGGGAGAAACCCUACAUGUGCGACCGCUGUGGACUCAGGUUCUUUGAGAAGCCUAAGAUGGAGGACCACAUCCGGACUCACACGGGAGAGAAGCCGUUCAAAUGUAAAGUCUGUGGACGAGCUUUCAAAGAUUACUCCAACCUGAACACACACAGACGCCUGCACACCGGCAUACGGCCGUACAAGUGUAAGUACUGCAGCUACGCCGCCAACGUGUCCGGGGACCUGAUCAAACACGAGAGAACGCACACCGGGGAACGGCCCUACGCAUGCGAGACCUGCGGCCGAGCCUUCGCAGACAAGUCAGCCUGGAGAAGACACAACAAGAUUCACACAGGUGAGAAACCCUUCCGAUGUUUCUGUGGAUAUUCAACCAACAGGAAGUGUAAUUUCAUGACUCACACCAAGAAGCAUCCCGGGGUUACGAUACUCGAGGGACAACGCAACGGGGAAGAAGUGGUUUUUGAACCUGUAGAAUCCGUUCUAUAGUUUAGUUACCAGAUUACAUGUACAUACUAACACAAAUGUGUGAAUUUGGAAUGAAAAAUAUGUGUCUCUACUGUUCAGUAGUGAAAUUUUACCUGAAGUAACCUGCAUACAUGUAUGUAUGUCAAGCCUUGUUCAUACAUAAGGACCUGGUUCCAUGUACCAUGUACAUUCAUGUACAAAUGUGUGAAAUUUGGGAUGGAAAAUGUACAAUACAAUAGAGAUGCUUAAAAC
This is a messenger RNA of Branchiostoma belcheri (Belcher's lancelet), 1842 nucleotides long. RefSeq names its product zinc finger and SCAN domain-containing protein 30-like. The record is from RefSeq and is a predicted model, not a curated record. Gene Ontology annotation, biological process: regulation of transcription by RNA polymerase II. Lineage: Eukaryota; Metazoa; Chordata; Leptocardii; Amphioxiformes; Branchiostomatidae. Bases 1 to 1611 code for a protein of 536 amino acids. The transcript is spliced from 7 exons. Gene Ontology annotation, molecular function: DNA-binding transcription factor activity, RNA polymerase II-specific; RNA polymerase II cis-regulatory region sequence-specific DNA binding.